Centrocercus urophasianus (Greater sage-grouse) is the source of this 1561-nucleotide messenger RNA. It is a transcript of the gene SPCS2, whose product is annotated as signal peptidase complex subunit 2. Gene Ontology annotation, cellular component: signal peptidase complex; membrane. The record is from RefSeq and is a predicted model, not a curated record. Gene Ontology annotation, biological process: protein targeting to ER. The transcript is spliced from 5 exons. Lineage: Eukaryota; Metazoa; Chordata; Aves; Galliformes; Phasianidae. Bases 757 to 1497 code for a protein of 246 amino acids.
CCAACCUAAACCUCCCCUGUCUCACUUUAAAUCCAUCCCCCCUUAAAAAAUAGGGAAUUCUUUCCCAUUCUCUACUGCUGAUAGUGUUGUUUGUGGGAAUCCGAAGGGCUGGGAGUAAAACUGCUGUGGGUGCUUUUAUAAAGAAACAUCAAUAAUUGAAAGAAUUGUUCAUUCCAUUUCUUUCACAUCUGCUUCUUGCUCCUGAUUCAUACCUGUGGAUCCUGAAAGGUAAUCACAACUUCACCAAUGUGUCUGUGGGAGGGAGCAGGUCGGGUUUUACAUCCUCCUUCCAGAGAAGGAAAGGAGAUUUUCUGACAGCUGUGUUGUAAAUGCAAUUUGGGGGCUCUGGGACUGGGAUGUAACAGAGAGCAGUCACUCAAAUUGCUCAGAUGACUUUGACACGACGUGCUGCUUUGAAAGGGCUCAGGUAGCCAAGAACUGCCACCACAGACACUGUCAUUCAAAGGGAAGUUCAUGCCUGUAAGCUGUGCUAUCUGGGAUUCAUUGCUGUGAAGGAUCUCCUUCUGCAGGUGCGUCUGAGGGAGAUCUGAGCACAGAAGAGCUGUGGAGUCGCUUGGUUUGUAGCAGGGAUGGACUGCCUGGCACUUCUUUGCCAUGCCUUCUGUGGGUCUCUUACGACCCCGUUGGUAAAGGUGUUUUGAGUUCUUCCUCCUGUUAUAUCAGCCCCCAGAGGAUCUGUGUGUAACUUUCUUCCCACAAACCAUCAGAACACCCUCAGAGGCCACAAGCAGGGCCAUGCUGCAGCUAUCAGGACCAAAAACAGAAGAAAACCAAUGUAAAAAGUUGUUUUCUCAGUUUUUUUUCCCCUCUGCUGGUGGCAGAGUUGAAAUCUGCAGAGCCUUUCUUUGGCAGUGGAGCUUUAGUGCCAGAGUGGCUGCGGUGCAACACAGCUCCCUCUCGCACAGCUCUUGGAAGAUUGAUGACAAACCGGUGAAGAUUGACAAAUGGGACGGCUCAGCUGUGAAAAAUUCUCUGGAUGACUCUGCCAAAAAGGUCCUCCUGGAGAAGUACAAAUAUGUGGAAAACUUCCGCCUGAUCGACGGGCGCCUCAUCAUCUGCACCAUCUCGUGUCUCUUCGCCAUCGUCGCUUUGAUCUGGGAUUACCUGCACCCCUUCCCUGAAUCCAAACCUGUCCUCGCCUUCUGUGUCGUCUCGUAUUUUGUGAUGAUGGGAAUCCUGACCAUCUAUACCUCCUACAAAGAGAAGAGCAUCUUCCUGGUGGCUCACAGGAAGGACCCGGCUGGGAUGGACCCUGAUGACGUGUGGCAGCUCUCCUCCAGCCUCAAACGGUUUGAUGACAAAUACACCCUGAAGCUGACCUUCAUCAGUGGGAAAACCAAACAGCAGAGAGAAGCUGAGUUCACCAGGUCCAUCGCCAAGUUCUUCGAUGCCAACGGGAUGCUGGUGAUGGAGGCCUACGAGCCCGAGGUCUCCAAGCUGCACGACAGCCUGGCGCUGGAGAGGAAAAUCAAGUGAGCCGACCUCCGUGGAGCUCAACGCAAAUAAAGGAAAGCAGUGCGAGAAAGCGAAUCGCUUCUAA